UCGCGGGAAGGUUCAGGACCAUGCUUGGAAGAGAAGGAGGAGUGGUUUUUCAUUCAAAGUAAUUUCGUAAACAUUACAACGUCUUCGUUCAGAUAUUUUGACGUUUUAUCAACGUUUUAGACGUGUUUUGAUUGUUUUUAUGUAGUUUACUAUGUUUUUUGGAUCGCAGCUGACUUUUUACAUUUCGCAGUCUUUGAGGUGAACUACACCGCAGCCAUUUGCUGGAGUUGUCGUUGACCAACAGUGGUUAGCUUACUAGCUAACAAUUCGCUUCGUAUCGUGAAGUCAACUUUACUCAAGCAGGAGCUUGUCUGUGGAUUUAAACAACUUUCGGAUAUUUACAUGGACUCGUAUCUGUUUCAAGGAUAUCUCAUUUGAUGUAACUUUCAAAGACGUUGGACUACUUCAUCCAGAAGAGUUUUGUGAUUGUGACUUUGAGAUAUCGUUAGGUUUAUGUUAUGAUUCAGCCAGACAAAUUAUUUGCUAACGUGGAUUGCUCGGUAUGUUUUGCUCCCUCGUCGGUAGCUAGCUAGAUGGACGGCUAGCCAACGUUUCUGAUCAGCAUCAGUUUUUCUUUUGACUUCAACUUAUUUAUUUAACCUCUGCUUUAGGACAACCGUUUAUUUCUAAAGACUAUACGCUCUUGUUUGAGCGAGACAUGGAGGGGAAAAUCAGUUUCAGCUGUAGGAGACUUGAGAAGGGUGUUCAUGGCAACGUUGUUACGUCGCCCAGCCUGCGGCCUAACGUUAUUCGGCAAAAACUGAACUUUUCUCCGAGCGACGGAGAGGAAGAUUGCAUAGAAGAUGCCAACAACAGCACGGGAGCCGAAUCAGGCUUUACGGAAUUGGAUUCCCCACUGCCACUUCGACGGAAUGGAGCCGACCAGAGACAUGAUUCAAACAGCAGCCCUCGGACAGCGGACGACGACGACAUCGAGUCGUGGGAUGAAGAGGGCUUCGGGUCCCCCUCUCACUUGAAAAGUAUUUUCAUGAACAAUUCGCCUUCUCCACGGAAAGGGUCACGGAAUUACGAUAGUUCACCAGAUAGGACAUUUGUUCACGACGACGGAGAGGGUUCCAGCUCACCUAUUCCAGACUGUCCCGAUACACCUCCACAUAAAACAUUUCGGAAACUUCGGCUUUUCGAUACGCCUCAUACGCCUAAGAGCUUGCUGUGCAAAGCCAGGACAAGUGCAUCAAGUAGCAGGCGAGUAGCUCUCUUCAGGGAUGUGGAUUCAGCCAGUAAAUCGAGUUUGGAUGGCCGGAAAAACCAGACGCCCCUGGUCAACAUCAAUCCCUUCACACCUGAUUCCAUCCUGGGCCAGUCAUCAACCUUUCAGAGGAACACUAGAAAACGCUCACAUUGGAAUGACUCCUGUGGAGAGGACAUGGAUGCAAGUGAUGCGGAACUUGAGGAUGAAAUUGUUCCCCCAUCAAAGAGAAUCAGCAUGAUGGAGAGCAACAUGAUGUCCAGAUACAUGUCAGAAUUCCACGAGCUGGAGAAGAUUGGCUGUGGGGAGUUUGGAUCUGUGUUCAAAUGCGUCAAAAGGCUCGACGGUUGCAUCUACGCCAUCAAGCGCUCCAAGAAGCCCCUGGCAGGAUCUGUGGACGAGCAGAAUGCGCUGCGAGAGGUGUAUGCCCAUGCAGUGCUGGGUCAGCACCCGCACGUGGUGCGCUACUACUCCGCCUGGGCCGAGGACGACCACAUGCUCAUCCAGAACGAGUACUGCAACGGCGGCACGCUCUCCGACGUCAUCGCCGAGAACUACCGCAAGCUGAGCUUCCUGUCGGAGAUGGGGCUGAAGGAGCUGCUGCUGCAGGUGUCCCGCGGCCUCAAGUACAUCCACUCCACCGCGCUCGUGCACAUGGACAUCAAGCCCAGUAACAUCUUCAUCUCCCGUAAGACUGUUGUGGAUGAUUGUGAAGACGAGGAAGAUGGUCCGACAACAAGCGUGAUCUAUAAAAUAGGUGAUCUGGGCCAUGUGACUCGAGUGACCAAUCCCCAGGUUGAAGAGGGGGACAGUCGGUUCCUAGCCAAUGAGGUGCUUCAAGAGGACUACAGUAACUUGACGAAAGCAGACAUCUUUGCGCUGGCUCUGACGGUGCUCAGUGCUGCAGGGGCCGACCCGCUGCCCACUAACGGAGAAAAGUGGCACGAGAUCCGCCAGGGCAAGCUGCCCCCCAUCCCACAAGUGCUCUCACAAGAGUUCUUAAGCCUUCUGAGGCUGAUGAUCCACCCGGACCCCACGCGCCGCCCGUCGUCCUCGGCGCUGAUCCGGCACCCGGCGCUGCUCACCGCCGCACGCAUGAGCGCCGACCAGCUGCGCGUCGAGCUCAACGCCGAGAAGUUCAAGAACGCACUGCUGCAGAAGGAGCUGAAGAAGGCCCAGCAGGCCAAAGCGGCUGCUGAGGAGAAGGUUCUGACCACCGACCGGGUUCUGACCCGGUCCACACUGCAGGGUGGGGGGCGAGCCUCGCGCCUCAUCGGCAAGAAGAUGAACCGCUCGCUAAGCCUGACCAUCUACUGAAGCACACUUUCCCUCACAAACACACAACCCUGUAGAAAACCAAUGGUGCUAGACAACAUACUUCCAGCAGACUCUCUGACUUGAACGUCAGGGCUUUUACACUUUGGACCACACUCACACUCAGUACAAAGACUUUUUGAUUUAGGUUUUUUUUUUCCCUUCCAAAAAUCUACGUCCGUGCUUUUGAAACUUUUGAAAGGUGGAAAUCACACGUGAUGCAGGUUCAAUGUUACUGAAAGUAGACGCUAGUGCUUUGUAGGCUCGUUGCUGAGAGCUUACACUUGCAAAUGUCUCACACUUCCACUAGGUACCGUAGCUCUGCUGUUCUCCUUGUUUUAUUUCCCCCUCUGAGUGAAGGCCCGCCCUUCUGAGUUCUGCAGGAAAAUUCCAUUGCAAAGAAAGGUCUGCACGCUCUCUCCUGCACUUCCUGUCCCAGCCUGCGGUGGCGCUCUUGCGCAGAGACCCAACUCACAAUGCUAAGACUGGGUGAAUGUACCAGACUAGAUGCGUGCACCUUACUGCCUGUGAAAGAAUUGCCCGAUGUUGGGCAAAAAGAGAAAAAAAAACGUGGUGCCCCGGGCGGUAAUUGCCAUGGAAAUGAGCACUUUUGGGCAAUAGUGAGGCAGAGGGCUCGCCACAGAAAAGAAGAUGAAAAAGAAAACCUGCUGCUAUUCAUGUUUGUUAUGAAUCAGGGUUGGGAGAAUUAAAAACAAAAUUUUGCCAUUUUCUUUAAUCAUUGGUUUUACAAUAUGUUUAGGCAAAGCAAUUGUUCUUUCAGUAAUUAAUGUGCCAUGAUUUACAUGCAUAGAAUGUUCCUUCAAUUUGGCUCUCCGUGUACAAUUAGAAAUACUGGAAGGCUCAGAAAAUCAUGCAUGUGGUUAAAUAUUAAUACAUAAAUGAAUGCCCAUUACACUGUUAUACUGUUCAUGGUUAAAACUGGAACAGUAUCCCAAAUCCCAUAUCUCCAGCCCUGAAGGUAGCAUUAAAGCAAUCAUUGUCCUGUUCUUUGGAUUCCUUUACCAUUGAGUGAUAGAUGUAUGUUGACUGUUAUUUGUGUCUGGACAUGCUACACCUUUAUUAAGGUGUAAUAUGUAUCAUCUCUGCUAAAAAAAAUAAUAACCUUUCACUUGUAAAUAAGUUCACAUAAUAAAUUCUCACCAUUAAUUAA
Messenger RNA from Sardina pilchardus (European sardine), 3695 nucleotides. It is a transcript of the gene wee1, whose product is annotated as WEE1 G2 checkpoint kinase. The record is from RefSeq and is a predicted model, not a curated record. Lineage: Eukaryota; Metazoa; Chordata; Actinopteri; Clupeiformes; Clupeidae. The transcript has 10 exons. Gene Ontology annotation, cellular component: nucleus; cytoplasm. Gene Ontology annotation, biological process: negative regulation of G2/MI transition of meiotic cell cycle; protein phosphorylation; mitotic cell cycle. Gene Ontology annotation, molecular function: magnesium ion binding; non-membrane spanning protein tyrosine kinase activity; ATP binding. The coding region runs from base 659 to 2527 and encodes 622 amino acids.